UUAAACCCUGACUUCGAAUCCUUCACCACCUUCACUUCAAAUCCAACUUACGUCUUCUACUUCCCUUGUCCUCCAUUUCCGUUUCUUCAACAAUACCUCAAAGCCAAGCCUCAGCCCCACAAAAACACUGCAUUUCCAACAAUCCUGCUCUAAUCAUUGAAAGGAAACUCAUAAAAAAUUAACAGACUAGUCAAACAAAUUCCUCCAUUUCCUCGCUCUUUCCUCUGCACGAAAUCCCAACUAAUAAUUUAUUAUCUUAACGAAGAAAUUCACCAAAUACGCGUCCCCACUGCAGGAAAUGCUGAAAAAACUGGGCAGGCGGGUCAAAACCUUAGUGACCAAGUCCUUCAAAAAGCCUCGUAGACAUCCACCUUAUAAAUCCCCCACGCCAAGUUCCUCUCCAUCGCCACCACCACCACCUGCUUCAUCACCUCCUACAGCUUCAACCAUGGCUACACAAUCCCAUCUCAGGCCUGCUACUUUUCCUUUUCUCUUCCCCAAGGUUCAAUCCUCUGUUCUCCCUGAUCCUUCUCUCUUCUUUUCUCCUUCCCUUCUUUCCUCCCCAUUGCCUACAAACACUUUCUUUCAGAACUUUACUCUUAAAAAUGGUGAUCAGCCUGAGUAUAUCCACCCUUAUCUCGUUAAAUCUUCUGAAUCUUCGAUUUCUGUAUCUUACCCAUCUCUUUUUCAUAAUCCAUCUUUCAUCUACCAGAUUUUUAUUCCUGAUAUCACCAUCUCUGCAUCCAAUAAAACCUACCCAGGUUCGAAUAAAAGUCAUAUCAUCUCUUCUUAUAGUGAUCUUAGUGUCACUUUGGAUAUACCCUAUUCAAAUUUGCGUUUCUUUCUUGUUAGAGGAAGCCCCUUUUUGACAUGUUCCGUAACUGGCAAUACUGCAAUUUCUAUAUCAACGAUCCACGCCAUUCUUUCGUUUUCUUCCAAUAAUUCACUGACCAAGCAUACCGUUACGCUUAAUAACGGUCAAACAUGGCUUAUAUAUUCCUCUUCGCAGAUAAAUUUGAGUCACAGCCUUUCUUCCAUCACUUCUGAUGGGUUUUCGGGCAUGAUCAGGAUUGCAAUAUUGCCGGAAUGUGACCCAAGAUAUGAAGCAAUUCUUGAUCGGUUCAGUUCUUGCUAUGCGGUAUCAGGUGAUGCAGUCUUCACUAAACCUUUUUGUUUAGAGUAUAAAUGGGAAAAGAAAGGGUGGGGGGAUUUGCUUAUGCUUGCACACCCUUUACAUGUCAAGCUUUUAUCGGGUGAAAACGUUAUUGUGUUAAAUGAUUUCAAGUAUAAAAGUAUCGAUGGUGAUCUUGUUGGUGUUGUUGGAGAUUCCUGGUUGUUGAAAUCUGAUCCCAUUUCAGUAACUUGGCAUUCGAUUAAGGGUGUCAAAGAGGAAUCAUUUGCUGAAAUUGUCUCUGCACUUUGUAAGGAUGUUCAGGAUUUAAAUGCAUCAGCUAUAGCAACCACCUCAUCUUAUUUUUAUGGAAAAUUGAUUGCAAGAGCAGCAAGGUUGGCUUUGAUCGCUGAGGAGGUAGGUUUUCUUGAUGUGAUUCCGGUGAUAAGGAAGUACUUGAAGGAAACAAUUGAGCCAUGGCUGGAUGGUACAUUUGGUGCCAAUGGUUUUGUCUAUGAUGAUAAGUGGGGUGGAAUUGUCACAAAACAAGGUUCAAGUGAUUCUGGUGCAGAUUUUGGAUUUGGAGUCUAUAAUGAUCACCAUUAUCACAUAGGCUACUUUCUUUAUGGCAUUGCUGUUCUUGCAAAAUUUGAUCCAUUGUGGGGGAGGAAGUAUAGGCCACAAGCUUAUACUCUUGUGGCUGAUUUUAUGAACUUGGGCAGGCGGUCAAAUUCAAAUUAUCCACGUUUGAGGUGCUUUGAUUUGUAUAAAUUGCACUCUUGGGCUGGAGGCCUAACUGAAUUUGCCGAUGGAAGGAACCAGGAGAGCACAAGUGAGGCAGUGAAUGCGUACUAUUCAGCAGCUUUGAUGGGAUUAGCCUAUGGAGAUACCCAUCUUGUGUCCAUUGGAUCAAUGCUUGCUGCAAUGGAGAUUCAUGCAGCACAAACAUGGUGGCAAGUUAGAGAGGGUGAUAACUUGUACGAGGAAGAUUUCACUAGAGAGAAUAGGGUGGUGGGUGUUUUGUGGGCUAACAAGAGGGAUAGUGGGCUUUGGUUUGCACCUGCUGAAUGGAGAGAGUGUAGGCUUGGAAUUCAGUUAUUGCCCAUAUUACCUAUCAGCGAGGUUUUGUUCUCUGAUGUGGGCUUUGUAAGGGAGCUUGUGAAUUGGACAUUGCCAGCUUUAGGAAGAGAAGGAGUGGGAGAAGGGUGGAAAGGCUUUGUCUAUGCAUUGCAAGCAAUUUAUGACAAAGAAAGUGCUUUGAAGAAUGUCAGAAACUUGAAUGGUCAUGAUGAUGGUAACUCACUUACUAAUCUCUUAUGGUGGAUUUACAGCAGAUGUUAUGAAGAGGAAGAAUGGUGUGAGGGAGGUGGGAAAUUCUGCUGGUUUGGUCACUAUUGUCACUGAAUUUGUUUCCUUAUAAUUGACACAGGAUUGAAAAAGAAUUGAAAGUCCUCAUCAGAGUAUUUAAAGAGGAAACUGUUGUUUUUUAGGACUAAAUUGGGCAUUUAUGUUAAUUCAUUUUCAGUGAAUUUGUUUAUGUUGUUUUUUUUAUAGUGAGUGUCUAUAUGAAUAUCAAAUAUGAAUUGGAGAUAUGCUUUCUCUAAUGCAUUACCCUUAUUAUUAUAUGCAAAUUUUAUACAAUAAAUACUGAGCUGCUUACGAGCA
Manihot esculenta (cassava) is the source of this 2776-nucleotide messenger RNA. RefSeq names its product probable endo-1,3(4)-beta-glucanase ARB_01444. The coding region runs from base 299 to 2515 and encodes 738 amino acids. The transcript has a single exon. The record is from RefSeq and is a predicted model, not a curated record. NCBI's taxonomy places the organism in Eukaryota, Viridiplantae, Streptophyta, Magnoliopsida, Malpighiales, Euphorbiaceae. Gene Ontology annotation, molecular function: endo-1,3(4)-beta-glucanase activity.